Messenger RNA from Fomitopsis serialis, 1221 nucleotides. RefSeq lists its product as uncharacterized. Lineage: Eukaryota; Fungi; Basidiomycota; Agaricomycetes; Polyporales; Fomitopsidaceae. The transcript has 6 exons. The record is from RefSeq and is a predicted model, not a curated record. The coding region runs from base 88 to 1077 and encodes 329 amino acids.
CCUCGUCCUCCUCUUCCUUGUUCCUCGCUUCCACUAUUCUCGCUUUCUCGUAGGUCUUCAGGCUUGUCUCAGACUUUCUACACUGCUAUGCCUGCUUUUGCCAUUACCCUGCAAUAUGUCGGUCUGAACGCGGAAUUCUUCCGGCUGCACAAGGCGCGGUCGCGUGGAUUUCCCAAGGCUUUCGUCAAGGACAACCUCAAAUCGCUCGAACUACCGCUACCUAGGAUGCUCUAUCUCCUGGACUGGCAGGAGGCUCGCGUGAUGUGCUACUGGAAGAUGAUGGGCGACAUCGGGGACAUCUUCAUCGACGGGAUGCGGCGGCAGGUCGAUGUUGUGCGUGCCAAUGCUGCUCUGCUUGAGGCUCUAGAGAUCUGCGAGAUAACCGAAGUCCCAGCGAGUCCGCUUCCGCCCACGAUCAUCCCAGGAGUUCCGGACACGUUCCAUCUUGCCCGAAAGCGUCGCGCGCAGCCCUCCUCCGAGCCGUCGCAGGCAAAGAGGGCCCGCGUUGAGCCGGUAACUGGAGCAACAAUCAGCGACUCCGACGUGACUGUUUCUGGGCAGAACUCCGAUAUAACGCCUGGGACUAGGGCUCCGCUUGCUUCUCUAACCAACGCUGCCUCUUCUGCUCCCGCUGCAUCUACUCAGCCAGGUGACGCGUCUGGCGUGGCUUCGCAACCUGUCAAGUCCUACUCUGGUAUCCCCAUCGUUGAGGCCUCUGCGCAAUCUGAUCCGACGAAGACCACUGUUGCACUAGCUACUAGUACAACAGCUCCAGGACCCGUUCAGCCUCUCGUGAAAGCUGAACCUCGGGACGACCGUGCUCUGCUUCGCUCAAGCAACAGCACCGGCGUUCGGCCAAGGAUCAAGGCCGAACCUGGACGUGGACCUAGGCGUGACCUGCAGGACAAAGAUAGGGCGUUGCGGCGCAAGAUCCGGGAGACGUACGAUCGCGACGUGAAGCUCAUCGCGGAGAACACGCGACUCCGGCAGGAGGUCGCACGGGCGAAGUGCCGCAUCGAGCGCUUGAAGGCGAAGAGUUAUGACGUUCGUAUGGAGCGCCCACAGGCGAACUGGUAGGACCUCCGUGGUCCUGUUCAGUACGUGUGAUCUGGUGCUUCGUGAACGCGCUUUACAUACCGGAACGAAUAAUGGAGACGUUGGAUCUUUGCGUAUUGUGUCAUCUGCUUCCUGUUCAUGAUGUUCAUCCGUUCAUUGUUUCCG